AUGUUGUCCUCGGAGGAGAAGAAAGAAAAGGAUCGAUUCUUCAAAGACUUGUAUCGUCUCGACAGUCUUGACGAUGGAGAAAGCAAAACAGGACCGAACUUGCCAGAGCGAAACCCCCAGCGAUCUUUCUCCAUGCGCAGUCUCAAAUUACACCAGACCGAUCCAACCCCGAAGAUGAUUGACUCGGACAGACACCGACGGAAGAGGAAGUUAUCUCAAACCAUUCCUGGGCUGGAGCAAAAUUCAAGACUGCAAUCUCUUCCUCCUGGGGCAUCCUCCCCUGCACCGAACCCCUCGAAGAAGAAGAAACCUUCCCAGGUAAAAAGAAACGUGACAGACCUUUCAAACGUAGCGGCACGAAUGAAUGGAUCAGGCUUCCCCAGAUUGAAACCCCUGCCGAAGCGGGUCAAGAUGAAGAGCAUCCCAGGUGAUGAACAGAUCUUCAAAGGUCUUGUUUUCUUUUUCGUCCCCAACAAUGACGAUGACUCUGGAACUCGCAUUCGCAUCCACCAAGCUAUCCAAUAUGGCGCUCAGUGGGCACACGAGUUCUGGGAAGGGGUCACGCAUAUCAUCGUCACUCAAGACGACCUCGAUAUGAUCAGUGUAGCCAAAUCGUUGCCUUCCAGGCAGAUACCGAAGGGUCCGGUUCUUCUACGCCAGAAGUGGCUUUUCGAAUCCUGGAGAUCUGGGUUUCUUCUCGAGACGCAUUGGAAUCGCUUCCAGGUAGCAGGCCCAGACAACGUGACGGAGACAAGCCGCAGUAGCACUCUACCUACCAUGAACAAUGGAGCGACCACUCACGUCUCAAAUGUGGAUAGAUCGUUCCCAAUUGCCAAUAUAAUGGAGAGCACCAUCCAACCUCAGGGGGAGCCUAGGUCCAAGACCAAAGACCUGCAGCCGAAAGCUGCAGAGAAAAUUGAGGAGGACGCACUUGAUAGUGCCAUAAAGGAUGUUCAAAAUGGCGCCGGCCCGCAGUUGCACCUUGCCUCCGAUGAGGACUCCGGGGAUGAUGAUAAGCCUGAGUCUCGAUCCAUGCUGGACCAAGCUCGCAACAACGGAAAGCCCCCAGGGAAGACCGCCGGUUUUCUGUGUAUGGAAAGGCAUGACGGGAGAACCCACAACGAGAAUCUGAAUGCUGAAACCAUGGAGAAGCUCCAAGAAAUGGCAACAUCCUAUGACCAAACAGGGGAUCAAUGGCGAACCAAGGCUUUUCGGCAAGCCAUAGGAAAACUUCGAAAGCAAUCUCAGAUGAUUCGAACAAGUCAUCAAGCUCGUGCGGUCGGUAUCGGCGAGAGCAUUGGGGCGCAGAUCGAAGAGAUCGUCUCUACCGGAAAAUACAGACGGCUGGAGUAUGCUCAGAAUGACCCACGAAAUCAGAUUAUCAAGCUCUUCAUGGGAGUGUACGGGGCUGGCGAGACAACCGCGAAGAUGUGGAUUGCAAAGGGUUACCGAUCCCUAGAAGAUGUCUAUCAGAAAGCUGAGUUGACUGUGAGUCAGCGAGUGGGCAUCGAGCACUAUGAGGAUUUCCAGCAGAGGAUCCCUCGUACCGAGGUCGAGCAGCACGCCGCCGUCGUGGAGAAAGCACUCAAAGCUGCAGAUCCCAAUUUUCAGUUGAUCAUCGGAGGGUCAUACAGACGAGGCAGCAAAGAUUCAGGGGACAUUGACUGCAUCAUUUUCAUGCCCGAGGCUGGUAUUAGCCACAUCCGCACCCUGAUGCUGGAUACAGUUAUUCCUAAGUUGAUGGCCCAAGGGUUCUUGAAAGUGGCACUUGCUGCGGGCCACCAUUCGAGCGAUGAUUCGUCGAAGUGGCAUGGAGCAUCCGCCUUGCCGGGCAGCAAUGUCUGGCGCCGGAUCGACUUCCUCUUCGUGCCCUGGACGGAGCUUGGAGCGGCAUUAAUCUACUUCACGGGGAACGACCUGUUCAAUCGGAGCAUCAGAUAUCUGGCAGGCCAAAAGCAGAUGAGAUUGAAUCAGCGUGGAUUGUUCAAAGAUGUCAUGAGGGGACAUGGGCGGAGACGAAUCAAUGAUGGGACGUUGCUCGAGGGACAUGAUGAAAGGCGGAUUUUUGAGAUUCUCGGUGUCCCGUACCGGCCACCUGAGGAACGGAACGUGUGA
Molecule: messenger RNA, 2115 nt
Organism: Fonsecaea multimorphosa CBS 102226
Lineage: Eukaryota; Fungi; Ascomycota; Eurotiomycetes; Chaetothyriales; Herpotrichiellaceae
Exons: 4
Coding region: 1-2115 (704 amino acids)
Biological process (GO): double-strand break repair via nonhomologous end joining
Cellular component (GO): nucleus
Molecular function (GO): DNA-directed DNA polymerase activity; DNA binding
Source: RefSeq, a predicted model, not a curated record